Molecule: messenger RNA, 2312 nt
Organism: Triticum urartu
Lineage: Eukaryota; Viridiplantae; Streptophyta; Magnoliopsida; Poales; Poaceae
Biological process (GO): protein phosphorylation; transcription initiation at RNA polymerase II promoter; positive regulation of transcription elongation by RNA polymerase II
Cellular component (GO): nucleus
Molecular function (GO): DNA binding; protein kinase activity; ATP binding
Source: RefSeq, a predicted model, not a curated record
GUCCUCAUUUCUAUGUAUACCACCCCAAGCCCUCUCCUCCUUUCUACACCAACCUGAUCCAGUCAAAUCUUCCUGCGCCCCUCAUCUAGUUGGAUGUUCCUCGAGUAGUUAGCUGGAUCCCCAAAGAGUUCUUCCAGCGUUGUCUUCUCGAUGCAACCUCAAGCGGUCGGACAGCAGUAAAGCGUCUCGCCCAGAUCUUAAACUUACGGAAGCGAGCGGAGCAGCGUCCCUUCAGAUCCGAGAUACAUGGAUCUUCAGUUCUUGGAGCGUAUACUUGAUGGAAGAGAGAAGCCAACAAAUCUAUCAUUCACACUUUUGAAGAGUAUCACACAAAAUUUCUCGGACGAUCGAGAAAUUGGCCAUGGUGGAUUCGCAACGGUUUAUAAGGGAGUGCUCCCAAAUGGGAACGUUGCGGUAAAGAGGAUAAGGAACAGUCAUUCAAUCAAGGAGGCAUUAUUUUAUCGUGAAGUUGACAGCCUGUUGAACGUUGAACAUAAAAAUGUGGUACGGUUUCUUGGCUUCUGUGCUAGCACAGAGCAAACAGCCAUACAAAUCAAGGGAUCAAAACAACAUAUUUAUGCAGAGGUAAGAGAAAGAUUACUCUGUUUUGAGUAUAUCAGCAAUGGAAGCCUGCAAAAAUAUAUUACCGAUGAAUUAAGGGGACUUGAAUGGAAUACACGUUAUAAAAUAAUUAGAGGCAUCUGUGAAGGUUUGCAUCAUCUGCACAAGGAAAAGCAGAUGUAUCAUAUGGAUCUGAAACCCGAUAAUAUACUACUAGACAAUGAUAUGGUGCCGAAAAUCACAGAUUUUGGUUUAUCGAGACUUGAUGAGAAGUCAAAAACUAUGAGUGAAGAACGUCAUGGAUCACUAGGAUAUUGUGCUCCAGAAUAUCUACAUCAGGGAAAGAUGUCAUUCAAAUCAGACAUGUACAGUUUGGGUGUCAUAAUUAUUGAACUAGUGACUGGACAAAAGGCGAUCCCUAGUAAUAAUAACAAUGUACUUAGGAGAUGGAGGCACAGAUGGAAGAAAACUGGGAAUGAAACACCAUUUGUUUACCAACAAGUAGCAAAAUGCCUCGAAAUUGGGUUACUCUGCAAGGAAAUUGACCCAUCCAAACGGCCUUAUGUAUGGCAUCUGAUACAUGUUAUAAGAGAAGUUGAAGGUGCUAAUGCAAAAAUCAGCAAUGCCUAUGAACAUACAUUUGGACAUAUAAGCCCUUACUUGGAAGAUGAUAUGCUUGGAAUUGAGCCACUCCAACUACAUUUUCCUUUUGAGCUCAACAACCAGAUGUCAUGUGAAAUUCAGCUAACCAAUGAUACAAACUCUUACAUUGCCUUCAAUAUCGAAAAUACAAGCCCCCUGUCAUACCACACACAGCCGCAGAAAGGCAUUAUGCCACCACAGUCCAAGUGCAAUGUUGAAAUAACAAUGCAGCUGCAGGGAAAGGCACCAGGAUAUAUGCAUCGUGCAAAUGAACUUAUUGUGUGGAGCACCAAAGUGAAUGAUUGCAUUGCAGUUGAGGAUAUAACUAUGGGAAUGUUCAUUAAUGAUGCGGUCAGAGCUGUUGAUGAGGUGAAUUUGGAUGUUGUUUUUGACGACAAUGAGCCACAGGAAUCAAGUGACAAAAGCAAUGAGGAUGACCAAGAAAAUGAAGAAGGUAGCCUGAGCAAGUCACGAAAGGAAUUAAAGAAGGUACUUGGUUGUUCUUCUGGACAAAAUAAGUCGGAUGCCGAUGAUGAUGAUGAUGAUGAUGAUGAUGAUGAUGAUGAUGAUGAUGAUGAUGAUCAGGAUGUAUCUCCUGUGACAGAGGAUGAGAUCAGGACUGUUCUUCUUGGAGUGGCUUGUGUCACCACACAAGAUUUAGUGUCCAUAUUUAAGUCUAGACUACGAAGUCCAGAGUACAAGAACGCCUUUGCUGAAAUUCUGAAGAAAAUUGCGACGAUACGGAAGACUAAUGGCUACAAAUAUGUCGUCCUCAGAGAGGAUAAGAAAUGAUGAGCUCAAAAGUGGAGAUUUCCUUCAUUGCGAAGCUUCCUCUUGUGUCUUUCUAGGGAUAAUAGUUUUGUAUUAUAUUCGGUCUUCUGACAAGUGUAUGACGAACUUCUACUGCAGCUUGCUUGUAGAAAUCAAAUAACGAUAGGUGCUAUGUUGUCAUUCCCUGGAGUUAUUCUAGAAGAAGUUGGGAAUUACAAGGUUACGAUGAUGUGUGAGAAGAGGUAUAUUCAUGCCAGGACAGUGUUUUCUGUUUGACCAGGUUCUUUAAACCUAUGAAUCCAAAGUGUAAAAUCUAGAACGAUGUUCCUAAGAGUAAA